Molecule: messenger RNA, 2280 nt
Organism: Physcomitrium patens
Lineage: Eukaryota; Viridiplantae; Streptophyta; Bryopsida; Funariales; Funariaceae
Cellular component (GO): cytoplasm
Molecular function (GO): protein binding
Source: RefSeq, a predicted model, not a curated record
UUCUGUUCUCCGUCAGUACCGCUCGCUUACCGAAUAGCAGAUACUUUGCCUUUGUGGGUUUUUGAGUUCGAGGUGGUGGGGUUAAAUUUUGGUUACGGACCGUGGACAAUUCUGGUGCCGAAAUGGAACACUUCUAGCGUGGUUUUCACAAAUUUUUCAGAGCAGUUCAUAGUAACCGGGAAUGGCGUUCCAGGACGUGGAUUUGGGGGAUCCGAUUGAAGUGAAGGUUGUGAACCCCACAGAGGCGGCUUUGGCUUUGGAAGUUGUGAGGCUCGCCGAAGCUAGGGCGAAGUUGAAGGAGUUGGGGGAGCGUCCAGAUCCUGUUCAAGUCGAGGAAGCGCGAAAAUCGAUACUUUUGAUUGAAAGCUCUUUGAAGGAUCAGUUGGAGGAAUUGUUUACCGGACAAUGUCCCCCUGGUGAAGACCUUCAGCAGUGGAGAUUCUCCCAGGCGAGAGCUCUGGAGGAAUCUGCUGCGAAGGGGAAAGAGCCAUAUGUCGCUUUACUUGAAUUGGAAGAGUUGCACGUGCUUUAUGAAGAGGAAGUGAAGCAAGCAGAAUCAGCUCUUGAGGGAUUUGAGGGACCAUCUAGUAGCACUGUAAUUCUGGAAGAGGAAGUUGACGAAUACGUCUCGUUAAAGCUUCAAGAAGCACUUGAAAAACAGCAUGACACCCUCGACCUCAGCACCCAAUUUCUGUCGCAUGUUCCUGAAACCUUUGGCAGAAUUUCAUCCUUGAUCAUUCUGAACUUGUCCAACAAUCGCUUGGAGUAUUUGCCGGAUGCUGUCGGCGGUCUUGUGAAGUUGGAAGUGCUUGACCUACAACACAACCAGUUGAAGUCGUUACCAGAUUCGAUAGGCCUACUCACAAGUCUCAAGUCACUUGACAUCUCAGGGAACGCAUUAAAAGUUUUGCCUGCGAGUCUUGGUGGAUGCAGGGCUCUCGUGGAGCUCAUAGCGAAUUUCAACCAGCUGGAAACGUGGCCAGCCGAUUUUGGCUUUCAGUUCUCUAAACUGCAGACACUGUGCUUGCACUUAAACAAACUGACCAGCUUUCCACCAUCGAUUGGCGAGCUUCGAGCUCUGAUGUUCUUAGAUGUUCAUUUCAACAAGCUGAAGGGCUUGCCUUCAACAAUCGGCAAGCUUUCAAACCUCACAGUACUUGACGCCAGCAGCAAUUUCAGGGACUUUGCUGAUUUGCCAGACUCAAUUGGGGACUUAGUUUCUCUGACAGAGCUCGACCUCAGUUUCAACCAAAUUCACGAGCUGCCAAUUUCCAUGGGCAAGCUCACGAACUUGAGGAAGCUGAAGCUGGAUGAAAACCCAAUUGUGGUCCCCCCAGAGGAAAUUUUGGAGCAGGGUCACGAGGCAAUCAUGAAGUACAUGGCCAAGCUUUGGAAAGACAAAUUGAAAGCUGUGGAGGAGAAGAACCUCGCCAAGAGUGCAAGCUUUGCCGGGACUACAAGCUUCGGUCGUGCAGUUCAAGCAAACGUCGGUGCGGAAGGGUGGAUACCAGCUUGGGCAGGGGGUUCAGUGGUGAACAGCUGGUUGGGUAAGGUCCAAGCUGCAGGUGGGCUGGGCAGCUUCCUUGGAGGCAAGCCAUCCUCUCCACGCUCAAAAGCUGACAGCUACCUCGAUCAGCCGCUGUAAUCUAAUCCACUCAACCCUUAAACAUCGCAGGUGGCCUCUUAGGUCACUCUUUCAAUGCGACUCGAGGACCCCUGUGACGUUUAAGAGUUGAGACGCACACGGGAAGCUGGUCUAAUCUGCUAGGCUCGAAAUUGCUGAACCAUUUGCUGUGAAAUUUUUCAUGUCGAAUUGGAGCAUUAGAUCGUAGCUAUCAUUUGUGAGCUGCUCAUCUGUAGAUGCGUCCCAGAUGAACGAGCUUUGUGAUGAGAAAUGGAGGCUGAGACACUCGUUUUGCUUACCAGUUUCCCAAUACUGAUACAUUGGGGAGGUAGCUAUUGUAAAUCCAUGCCCUUUUCUCAUGAUUACAUAAUGUAGUAUGAGUAUUCUGAAGUGUGCGGCGAAGUACAUCGAAAGUGUCUGAUUCUACGCAAACUUUAAACUCCAGGAUGUUUAGCUGAGAAUUUGCCACUCAUGCAGUCUCUAGUAUAUGAGCCUCACACAGAACCAGUAAAGUGUUCUCACAUCUGCAGAUGCAAGCCAGCAAUGAGCUUGCAUUUCCAUGUGAGCGAAAUACACAUCCUAAAAUGAAUUCUAAAAAAUAUAGUCUGUAACACUGCACACCAAAAUAAACUGGAAUUUCCCUUGACUUUCAUAAA